CACACAUUACGGUGCGCGUCGGACCGCGCCGAUUCUCGGCCCUGCUGGACACCGGGGCCGAGAUCUCAAUGAUUAACCGCCGGGUCGCCGAACACGCCAAGACCUUGCGCAUUUGGCCGGAGGUCCAGAACGAGACCAUCCACCUGGCCGACGGGACCACCGCUACCACUCCGGGGCGAGUCCGUCUCCCGCUACACGUUGCCGGGCGGAAGCUGGAGCACACGUUCCAGCUCCUCCCGUCCCUGGAGAGCGACCUGCUGAUUGGGACGGAUUUGUGGUCUAAGCUUGGUCUCACCAUCCCACCACCGCCGCCCCCUCAAACCCGACGACGCCGAGAGCCUCGACCCACGCAUGGGGUCACCGCCGGGAUGAUCGAACGCACACCGCAGGAAGAGCGGGAACUACAGGCGUUUCUAGCCACCGUCACCGCUAAACCGACCCCGCAUACCAACGACCAGAAAAGCGACACCGGCAGCCAUCUCAACCACGCCGGCCGACGAUCCCGACGGGAAGGUGCAGUCCUCUGGGGAUGCCGCGCCGAAAGACCGGGGCCGGCCGAAGAAGCCGACACCACCUCCACACCACCCGACGGCACGACAAAAGGCUAGGGCAACCCUACUGGCCGUAUUCGGCGGGACCCUUUCCGAUCUGGAAGAAGAGGACCACGCACCCGUCCCCGCCUCCAUCACCACGCAACCAGACAGCGACACGAUACCGGUGACCACCGAACGAGCGAUUCCGCCAUCCGCCCCGUCAACCCAGCCAGCCGCCGCUGCCGACACCAACGAGGAAGGGUCACGAACACCAGCCACUCCAAAGGACGCGCCAACAUCCACGAUCCGUACUCCCGUGGCCACCACACCGCGAUCCCUUCCGUCCGUACCGGUACGCGUCAGCGACGAUCUAAUUAUACAUGUGCCGUACCACGCCGCGAGAGUGUCGCGAGUGUAUAAGGUGCGGUUGGCGACCCGCCGCUACACGUUGCGGUUCGAUCGCACCGGGCAUUGCCACUACGUACGGGAAUUCCCGGCGUAGUGGCCUAAGUUCGCCACUUAAACGGGGAGGGGUGAUGUAACGAUACGCCCCUCCACCGUCCAUGCGCCUCCGUUCCGUCCACCGAACACCGAACGCCGAGUGCAGUCGAGGGCCACGUGCGCGCACA
Solenopsis invicta (red fire ant) is the source of this 1162-nucleotide messenger RNA. RefSeq lists its product as uncharacterized. NCBI's taxonomy places the organism in Eukaryota, Metazoa, Arthropoda, Insecta, Hymenoptera, Formicidae. Bases 69 to 608 code for a protein of 179 amino acids. The transcript has 2 exons. The record is from RefSeq and is a predicted model, not a curated record.